This is a messenger RNA of Colletotrichum siamense, 1674 nucleotides long. RefSeq names its product putative extracellular serine carboxypeptidase. Gene Ontology annotation, biological process: proteolysis. NCBI's taxonomy places the organism in Eukaryota, Fungi, Ascomycota, Sordariomycetes, Glomerellales, Glomerellaceae. The record is from RefSeq and is a predicted model, not a curated record. Gene Ontology annotation, molecular function: serine-type exopeptidase activity; dipeptidyl-peptidase activity. Bases 1 to 1674 code for a protein of 557 amino acids. The transcript is spliced from 3 exons.
AUGGCGUUCUGGAAGAUUGGAGCUUGCUUUCUCCUGGGCGCGGCCCGGGCCGUUGACGGACUGCGUCCGCAGCAUGUCGCGAACCAAGAGGGCUGGAAUACCCUGCAGCAGCAAUUGAGCUUGAAGUCGCAGUCCGCCUCUGCCGCGGCUAUCGCGGACUACCCGGAGUACAACCUGUCCGUACCUAUUGAUCACUUCCACAACGAUUCGCGGUAUGAGCCUCACUCUGACGGCUCCUUCGAUCUCCGCUACUGGUUUGAUGCGAAGCACUACCGCAAGGGAGGCCCGGUCAUCAUCCUCGCGGCCGGAGAGACUGAUGCCAGGGAGCGUCUCCCGUUCCUCGACCACGGUAUCCUGUCCAUCCUCGCCAAGGCCACCGGAGGCGUCGGAGUCGUCUUGGAGCACCGAUACUAUGGCAAGAGCUUCCCUGUUCCCGAUCUCACCACGGAGAACCUCCGCUUCCUGAGUACCGACCAGGCUCUCGCCGAUACGGCGUACUUUGCCAAGCACAUCAGCUUCCCCGGUCACGAGGACUUGAACCUGACUGCGCCUGGCACUCCGUACAUCGCCUACGGAGGCUCAUACGCUGGCGCUUUCGCCGCGUUCCUGCGCAAGCUCUACCCCGAGGUCUUCUGGGGCGGCAUCUCUUCGUCAGGUGUCACGGCCGCCAUCGUCGACUACUGGGAGUACUUUGAAGGCGCCCGCCUGUUCGCGCCCGGAGAAUGCGCUGAAACGACCCAAAAGCUUACUCAGGUCGUCGACAACAUCCUCCUUGGCAACGGAAAGAAGGUCAAUUCUGACCACGUCGCUCAACUGAAGGAGCUCUUUGGCCUCAAGCCUCUUGAAGAUGCCGACUUUGCCAACACCCUGAGCUUCGGCAUUACCGGCUUGCAGUCGACGAACUGGGACCCGGCCCUUGAUGACGCUUCAUUCGGAAAGUACUGUGCGACGGUCUCUUCCGACAGCGUGAUCUUCGGCAGCACCCGUCACCUCAAGUCAUCGGGUGAGAAGCUGCUUGAAAUCAGCGGCGCUGACAAGAAGCUGACGAACCGCUUGCUCAACUACGUUGGUUAUGUCAAGGACUACGUCAAGCAGGGUUGCCCCGAUGGCAACCUGCUGAGGUGCUUCUCUAGCAAGAACGAGGCCAACUAUAACAACACCUCAAUCCGCCAGGGCGCGGGCCGAAGCUGGACCUACCAAGUUUGCACCGAAUGGGGCUACUUCCAAACUGGUUCUGGCGUGCCGAAGGACCAGCUCCCACUUAUCUCUCGCGCUAUCGAUGUCGAAUACAGCUCUCAGUAUUGCCGCAGGGCUUUCAACAUCACCAAGGACCCUGACGUUGAGGCGAUCAACAAGCACGGCGGGUUCAACUUCAGCUACCCCCGCGUUGCCAUCGUUGACGGAGAGGCUGACCCGUGGAGAGCCGCCACCCCUCACAAGAUCGGACUCGACCGCAAGUCGACGACUAGCGAGCCGUUCCUGCUGAUCCCUCUUGGCGUUCAUCACUGGGAUGAGAACAGUGUCAAGGAUGAAGAUGUCACGCCUAACUUCCCGCCUACCUCCAUCAAGGAGGUUCACGCCCAAGAAGUCAAGUUUGUGGAGGCAUGGAUGAAGGAGUGGGAGAAGGCGCACAGCGAUGGCGUUCAAGAGGGCAUGGUUUCUGAGGAGCUUUAG